UCCAAAGAAAAACAAAAACAAAACGCAACUGUCAUCCAAUCAGAAAAACGCAACUGUCAUCCAAUCAGAUACUGCAUCCUGUGAUAUAUUGUCGCCCACAUUCGAUUAUCCGCUAUACUCCAGUUUCCACUUAUGGGCACCGGUAUGCUGCAGACAUCUGUUUUAAUGAAGAACACCCGUGGUGGGUUCAAUGGUCAGUUCGAGAUAAGUGAUCUCUUCCAAACUGUACACGAUUUCUUAGCGCAUUAAGGACCAGUCACAUAAUUAAUAUGGACGUUGUGGACAACCAGGACUGUGCAGCCUUCCUGAACUGUACCCUUGACGAUGGAAAAACAAAUAGCCUGGAUUCGCCACUGUUCAUCUCGGUAAUGUUUGUUGGCAUUCUCUCACUCGUGUUUAAUGGCGGGGUAUUCGUUCUUAUCAUCAAUGUAAAGAAGAUACGGCACAACCCCUACCAUUUCCUAGUUCUCAUGUUGUCCGUCAGCGACUUUACCGUGGCAUUUGGAAUCAUGUGCAUUGGUCUUCAGCAUCUCGUUCCCGCUUUAAAUAGAAACAAACUUCUGAUAGUAUUGCAAAUCAUUUUGUUGUCAAUUGGAUUGCAUCUUUCACUCUUGCAGACAUUUUAUAUCAGUUUACAAAGAUUUUUAAUCAUCUGUACAGAGAACUGGAACUCUUAUGUUUUCAAUGAAAACCGAAAAUACUGUAUAUGUAUCGGCGGUUGGGUUGUUGUAGUGAUCAUCAACCUCGUUCUGGUUUCGCCACCAUCGAGGGAGUUUGAUCCACUCAAGGACAACAUCAUGUCCUUUGUCUAUCAUGGGCAUUAUUCAGCUCAAAGAACAUACAACCGAGUUUUAACGUUGUCUCUUUUAUCGUUGACAAUCAUUCUUUACAUCAUAACUCUGGUCUAUGUCCUUGUAAAUCACAGAAAAAAUUCAAUGACUCGGUCGAAUGGCGUUGAUAUAAAAACUAUCAACGUAGAAAUAGUUCAUCCACCUUCCUCUAUUUCUAGAUUUCAUACAAAUCAGAAAAAUGUAACGCCAUCUCCUCCACUUGAAGAGGGUCCAAGAAGAUUGUACAUCGAAAGUCAUAAUCGACUAGUUACUCUCAGGCGGAAAAAGGCCGCUAGUACCUUGUAUCUAGUAGGUUUCUUAAUCGUUGUCCUGUUGAUCUUUACGGGACCACUCAUCGUUGCCAUGUGGAUUGAUAAACCUAAAUACAUUGGAAUAUGUUUUUGCGUGUGUAUCCUUAAUUCUUUGGCCAAUCCCUUUAUAUAUAUGUGGAAGUUGGACGACGUCCACAAGUUUAUUAAGUCCACUAUCUGUUGCUUGAAUCGGGUUCCUCAAGAUUAACUUCAGAAGAAAGUAGAAUAUUGCCCCCAUUAAUUUCAAAAGCGACUAAAACGUAGAUUUAUCUGAAUUAGAAUCUAAACGAAAAACUUCAAUCAUCUUUAGAAAAUACCAUUUUGGUUUAUCAGAUACAUGUA
This is a messenger RNA of Ostrea edulis (European flat oyster), 1483 nucleotides long. RefSeq lists its product as uncharacterized. Bases 270 to 1349 code for a protein of 359 amino acids. Gene Ontology annotation, cellular component: membrane. The transcript has 2 exons. Gene Ontology annotation, molecular function: G protein-coupled receptor activity. Gene Ontology annotation, biological process: G protein-coupled receptor signaling pathway. The record is from RefSeq and is a predicted model, not a curated record. NCBI's taxonomy places the organism in Eukaryota, Metazoa, Mollusca, Bivalvia, Ostreida, Ostreidae.